Gadus macrocephalus (Pacific cod) is the source of this 5327-nucleotide messenger RNA. RefSeq names its product roundabout, axon guidance receptor, homolog 3 (Drosophila) (gene robo3). Gene Ontology annotation, biological process: axon guidance; cell-cell adhesion. Bases 516 to 4136 code for a protein of 1206 amino acids. Gene Ontology annotation, cellular component: axon; plasma membrane. Gene Ontology annotation, molecular function: protein binding. NCBI's taxonomy places the organism in Eukaryota, Metazoa, Chordata, Actinopteri, Gadiformes, Gadidae. The transcript has 22 exons. The record is from RefSeq and is a predicted model, not a curated record.
UCACACUGGCGAGAAGGAUUUUUUUUGCAUGCGUCUGUGUGGGACGUGGUGUGAAGUUAUGUGCUCCAAGAACAAUAGCACCCUGGGAGAUCAAGAGGCAGGCACAAUCCGAUGCUGGGAAGGAGCUCAAGGAGCAGAAUGACUGAAGAUUCCUGCAUCCUUUUAACACAUUAAAGCAACUCGUCCAUUUUCUGUGAUUUUUUUCAACAAACACUCCACUGGCUUUUUGGGGGGAGUUUAACACAUUGGAGAGAUUUGGAGAGAGAGAGAAAAAUACACUUCUUUCUUUUCUUGAACUUUCUGUAUUUUUCGGUUCCAGUUCAUUGACCACAGAGGACACCAGUGAAGGAGUUAUGCCUCAAACGCGUUGACUCGCUGAACUUGCAAGUAAAAAAUUUAGGACACGGAGAGAGUGCGAACAGCAAGUGUGAGAAAGAGAUCGAAAUAGAGGUGUUGGUAGAGGGGACUGCGGCUGCCUCUCUCCACCGGCACCGCAGGGAAAGCGAGGCGGCAAGAUGCUGCGCUAUCUGCUGAAGACCCUGCUGCAGAUGAACCUGUUCACGGACAGCCUGCGGGAUCACAACGGAACCGACCCGUUCCUCAACGGCUCCAUGCCGCCCUACAACGGCUCCAUGCUUGACUGGGGCAACUUCACGGGCUUCAACGGAUCUCGUCCCCGACUGGAGGACGCGGCGCCCCGCGUCGUGGAGCACCCGUCCGACCUGAUCGUGUCCAAGGGCGAGCCGGCCACCCUCAACUGCAAGGCGGAGGGCCGGCCGUCGCCAAUGGUGGAGUGGUACAAGGACGGCGAGCGCGUGGAGACGGACCGCGAGGACCCGCGCUCGCACCGCAUGCUGCUGCCCAGCGGCUCGCUCUUCUUCCUGCGCAUCGUGCACGGCCGCCGCAGCAAGCCCGACGAGGGCGUGUACGUGUGCGUGGCGCGCAACUACCUGGGCGAGGCGGUGAGCCGCAACGCCUCGCUGGAGGUGGCAAGUGAGUGGACCGCCGUUUUUGCUCUUUGUAGUCUGAUCGAGCGAUGGAUUCGGGGAAUGGAUGUCGGUGCCGCUGUGUUCUCUGCGUUCUGUUUGUCGUCUUGCGCAACUUCGGACCGCGUGCCGCCCAUCAUCCGCCAGGGACCGGCCAAUUACACGCAGGCUCCGGGCUCCACUGCCCAGCUACAGUGCCACAUCAUGGGCAACCCCCUUCCCAGCAUCCAAUGGGAGAAGGACGGCCAGAGGAUCCUUGGGAGUGACGGGCGAAUCAGCUUGAUGGAAAACGGCACCUUUCAAAUCACCAACCUUCAGGAAACGGACUCUGGGGUGUACACCUGUGUGGCUUCCAGCUCCAGCGGAGAGACCAGUUGGAGUGGAGUACUAACAGUCAAAGAGAGCGCCGACCAGUCCGGCUCCCAGAACGCGGAGCCCUUCCAGCUGCCCGGCCCGCCCCACAAGCCCGUGGUGACGGAUGUGACCAAGGCCAGCGUGACCCUCACCUGGCAGCCCAACGCCCACGAGGGCGGGGCCGACGUCACCUCCUACAUCGUGGAGGCCUUCAGCCAAUCAGCUGGCAGCACCUGGCUGACCGUGGCAGACAACGUGAAGAUGGAGACACACACGAUCAUGGGCCUGUUUCCCAACACCAUCUACCUGUUCAUCGUGCGUGCUGUCAACGCCUACGGCCUGAGCGACCCCAGCCCCAUUUCUGAACCUGUCCGCACUCAAGACGUGAGCCCCACGGGUCAGGGCGUGGACCACAAGCAGGUCCAGCGGGAGCUCGGCGAGGUCGACGUCCAACUGAAAGAGCCUGUCUCACUCACCACUGGCGCCAUCCAGAUAUCCUGGACAGUGGACCGCCAGUCCCAGUACGUGCAGGGCUACCGGCUCCUCUACCGGCCCGGCGGCGGCACCUGGGUGCUGCAGGACGUCGCCUCGCCGUCGGAGCGCUCCUCGGUGCUCGGUGACCUGCUCAAGGGCACCGAGUACGAGUUCAAGAUCCGGCCGUACUUCGACGAGUUCCAGGGCCGGGACAGCCGGGUGCUGUCGCUGCAGACCCCGGAGGAAGCCCCGAGCGCCCCGCCCCGGGCUGUUACCGUGGUGACGGUGAAGCAAGGCAACAGCUCCAGUGUCAGCGUCACCUGGGAGCCCCCUCCCAGUGACAUGCAGAACGGCGUCAUCCAGGACUACAAGGUGUGGUGCCUAGGCGUCCCGACGGACAACCAGACCCGCUACUCCAUCAACAAGACGGUGGAGGGCUCCACCCUGUCCACGGUGCUGAAGGGCCUGGUGCCCGGCGUCGUGUACCAGGUGGAGGUCGCCGCGGUGACCAGCGCCGGGGUCGGCAUCCGCAGCCAGCCCGUGCCUGUCCUAAUCAAGCUGCCGUCGGAGCAGGCGGGCGCGGUGGGCAGCGGGCCUAACGGUGCUAAUGGCGUUAGCGGUGGCGGCGGCGGCGGCGGUGGAGCAGAAGGCGGCGCCCCCAGCUCCAACGGCGACGGCGGGGAGAGCAGCGUGAGCCUGGCGGAGCAGAUCACCGACGUGGUGAAGCAGCCGGCGUUCAUCGCGGGCAUCGGCGGCGCCUGCUGGGUCAUCCUCAUGGGCUUCAGCGUGUGGAUCUACAUCCGCCGCAAGAAGAGGAAGGAGCUGAGCCACUACACCGCCUCCUUCGCCUACACCCCCGCCGUGGGUUUCCCACAUGGAGACGGAUCAGGGCUCAAUGGAAGGCCUGGCAUGAUGGCCGGGAGCAUGGGGAACUACCCAUGGCUGGCCGACUCCUGGCCCACCACCACCACCAACCUGGUGCACAACAGCAAGGAAGCUGUGGACUGCUGCCCCGCAAAGCACGACGCCACUGACAGAUACUACAACGAGGCCGGCAUCUCCAACUACCUGAGUCAGACGGAGAAGUGCAGCCUGGGCGACUCCACCGAAGGCCCCAUCUACAGCACCAUCGACCCCACUGGGGAGGACCUGGCCAGCUUCCACGGCUACGGCCAGCACGCCACGCCCUACGCCUCCACCUCCCUCACCCCUUACGCCGCCCAGAACCCUGAGCUCGGCCCGACCGGACAGCAGCUCCAGCAGCAGCUCCUCCAGCCCGAGGAGGGCCACUGGGCCACCCAGCCGGGCCCUUCGGGGGCCCAGUACGCCCUGCCGGACCGCUGCAGUGGCAAGCCCAAGCAGAAGCCCAUGGGCAAGGCAGUGAAGACCCCCUCCCUGUCCUGGACCGAAGUCCUCCCCCCGCCCCCACCGACCGAAGAGCUGGACCACUGUGUGUUGCUGGACCCCCCGGAGCUCCAGGAUAUGGAGAUAGGCUCGGAGGAGGAGGAGGAGGAGGAGGAGGAGGAGGAGGAGUGGUGCCCCCCGCUCCCCGAGAGGACCUACCUGAUGGAGGACGCCUGCUCGCCGGCCACCUCCUACAGCCACCAGUCCACCGCCACGCUCACCCCCUCCCCCCACGAGGAGACGCCAGCCCCCCACCACGCAGCCCACUUCAGCCUGCUGGACGGACCGCAGCACCCGGCACGGAGGAGGCUACCCUGCGGCCCCGUGCCGAUGCCCCAGGCCCCGGGAGCUCCCCUCACCCAGUCCAACCCCAACCUGAGCGUGGGCCCUUACUGCCAGAGUCCGGCCCACCGCAACCCGCACAGCCCCGGUGGGACCCUGGAGGGCAGCGACAGCAGCCCCGCCACCCCUGUUCACGGACGUGACGUGCACGGCCUCGGCAGCCAAAAGUCCCGUCUGAAGAAGAAGGCUUCCAAGAGCGGACCGUACCGGAGAGACAUACAAGGAGACUUGCCCCCACCGCCGGAGCCUCCCCCAGAGGAGGGGGACCGGUUGAAGGGCCUCGGGGCCGGCGAUAGGCCCCCUGGAGCAGCAGUGUCGUCCCUGGAGAAGAGGGAACACAACGGCUUGAACCACCAAAGGAAAGGCUCGGGCCCGCGGCUCACGGACGGCGAGGACCUGGCGGUGUACGGCAGCAAAGCGGCCUACGCGUCCAGGAACCACGUGCCAGGGAGCUGCUCCACCACGGGCAGCUCCUCGUCCCGGGGCUCCUCUGGCUCCCGGGGGCCCCCCUCCUCCUCCUCCACCACCAGGAAGCACAGCGAGGGGGAGAGAGUAGCGUUGGGAGUGCCUCAGUAGGAGUGAGUGAUGAACGACAGAAAUCCACUAGUUCAGAGCGACCGGCAGGACAUGAGAUAAGGAGUACCUUCAACACACGCACACACACACACACACACACACACACACACAAACAGACAGAGCUUUUCCCACCAUGGAAGCAAGUGGAAGAAAACGACGAGGGAAAAGAGUCUGAGCUUCUCUGCAGCGUUGUUUUUUUCCAUGGGGACCCAGCCCACUGGCUGUGAAAGAUCAACAGACUUUUCAUCCUAGUUUCAUCUGGUAUUACUCUGAUUAUUUAUGGCCUAAUCCGGAUUUGCUCCUUUAUUUGUAAAUAUUCAUCCAUGUACUGUUCAUUUGUGAGUUCUCGAUACAAGGGGAGGGGGGGGAAAGACGUAUAUUGUAUUUAUAAGCAUCAAGAACACAAAUGUAAAAUAAUGGUUCCUUAUUAUUAUUAUUGUUACUAUGAAAGAAAUAUCAUGUCGUCUUGAAUGUGCCAACUGCUCUCUCUCUCUCUCUCUCUCUCUCUCUCUUGCUCUCCCCCCCUUCUCCCUUCUUUGUUUUAGAUUAUUUUUAUUCAAAAUGUAUACGCUGAGAAAGAGAGCGGCCAGCGGCCCUCUCUCUGUUGUCAUGGCGAAGCAACAGAAAACCUGAAGCACAAAGUGUGUUUGUUUGUUGAACGGGAUGUAAGGGGGGCCGGGGGUACAGGGCGAGCAGCAGCAAUAGGGUGGGAGGGCUGGGAAGGGGGAGUGACCUGGGGGUGGGGAUGAGGGUAGGGAGGUGCUUCUGGACCGACCACCUCUGCCUGGCCUCCUGUACACUGGGCGUCCCCCUACGCACGCUACACUAUGAAUGUCGUCCCCCGCUACGGUUGGGUUUUAUUUCAGUCUUCUUUGGUUUUAUUUACGGCCCGGGAAAUGAUUGUGUCGGAAGACGGACAGGCUUUAUAAAAGGUUUGAUUGUAAACUCCACCACCGCCCCCACCACCCAUGCUGCCCCCCCCCCCCUCCCCCUCCCUCCCUCCCUCCCUCCCUCGACCCCUGCCUCCCUAUGUUCAUUUUACGGAGUGUCUGCUGCAAUCGCGCGAGGAAGUUUGCAUCUUCUCUAUCCCAAAAAAAAGAUGAGAAGAAAAGAAAAGCAAAGUUCUGUGGAAUAACUUUUUUGUACUCUUGUUGUUUUGUAAAGUCCAAUAAAAAUGCAUUUGUCAAACGA